AUGGAAGUAUUCCAUUUUCUGUGUCUGUGCAACAGAGGGAUGGGAUUGAGUAGUACAGACAUUGCCCUCUUCUUCAAACUGAUAAAGCAUCCGAAGUUCAAGCUAAGCGAUCUGGCAGACUGGAAUGGGAAGCACGCGGUGGACAAGUACGCGUUUGAGAAACUGGGCGUCGAAAAGAAGAAGUACAUCACCAAGGAGGUGACCGUUGAAGGAUGGCCGACGAAGUUCAAGCACUGGCCGCACCUAUCACCGUCGGCACUUCACUCUGUCCUCUUCUCACUCUGUCCGCUUCUCACUCUGUCCGCUUCUCUCUCUGUCCGCUUCUCACUCUGUCCGCUUCUCACUCUGUCCGCUUCUCACUCUGUCCGCUUCUCACUCUGUCCGCUUCUCACUCUGUCCGCUUCUCACUCUGUCUGCUUCUCUCUUUGUCCGCUUCUCACUCUGUCCUCUUCUCACUCUGUCCGCUUCUCACUCUGUCCGCUUCUCACUCUGUCCGCUUCUCACUCUGUCCGCUUCUCACUCUGUCCGCUUCUCACUCAGUCCGCUUCUCACUCUGUCCGCUUCUCUCUCUGUCCGUCUCUCUCUCUGUCCGCUUCACACUCUGUCCGCUUCUCACUCUAUCUGCUUCUCACUCUGUCCGCUUCUCACUCAGUCCGCUUCUCACUCUGUCCGCUUCUCACUCAGUCCGCUUCUCACUCUGUCCGCUUCUCUCUCUGUCCGUUUCUCUCUCUGUCCGCUUCUCACUCUGUCCGCUUCUCACUCUGUCCGCUUCUCACUCUGUCCGCUUCUCACUCUGUCCGCUUCUCUCUCUGUCCGCUUCUCUCUCUGUCCGCUUCUCUCUCAGGCCGCUUCACUCUUUGUCCGCUCCUCUCUCUGUCCGCUCCUCUCUAUUUCCGCUUCUUUCUCUGUCCUCUUCUCUCACUUUCUGCUGCUCCAUCUGUCUGCUCCUCUCUCUGUCCGCUCCUCUCUCUGGCCGCUCCUCUCUCUGUCCGCUUCUCUCACUGUCCGCUUCUCUCUCUGGCCGCUUCUCUCUCUGUCCACUUCUUUCUCUGUCCGCUUCUCUCACUUUCCGCUGCUCCAUCUGUCUGCUCCUCUCUCUGUCCGCUCCUCUCUCUGGCCGCUUCUCUCUCUGGCCGCUUCUCUCUCUGUCCGCUUCUCUCUCUGGCCGCUCCUCUCUCUGUCCGCUUCUCUCUCUGUCCGCUUCUCUCUCUGGCCGCUCCUCUCUCUGUCCGCUUCCCUCUCUGUCUGCUCCUCUCACGGUCUGUUCCUCUCACGGUCUGA
Messenger RNA from Closterium sp. Naga37s-1, 1281 nucleotides. The record is from the annotation of a GenBank genome assembly. Lineage: Eukaryota; Viridiplantae; Streptophyta; Zygnematophyceae; Desmidiales; Closteriaceae.